Messenger RNA from Tarenaya hassleriana, 781 nucleotides. Its product is annotated as chaperone protein dnaJ 11, chloroplastic-like. The transcript has a single exon. Bases 66 to 542 code for a protein of 158 amino acids. Lineage: Eukaryota; Viridiplantae; Streptophyta; Magnoliopsida; Brassicales; Cleomaceae. The record is from RefSeq and is a predicted model, not a curated record.
CCCCUCCUCCGUCCCCCUCCAGUCACCCUGCCCUCUCACGCAUCCAACAGACGACGACGUGCAAGAUGCUCUCUUCUUCCCCUUCCUCCUUCUCUCCUCCCUUCCUCUCCCCUUCCCCCCCUCUCUCCCCCACUUCUCCGUCUCCUCGCGCCAGGAUCCCUCCACCUCUCUCCGCCACCGCCGCCUCCUGCUCCUACACCUGCGCCGAGGAUCCUCCGAUGCUGCGGCGGCGCGUGUCUCCUAGCGCGUCUCUGUACGAGAUCCUGGAAGUCCCGAUCGGUGCCACGAGCCAGGAGAUCAAGACGGCUUACCGGAGAUUGGCCCGGAUCUGUCACCCUGACGUCGCCGGUAUCGAUCGGAAAAACUCGUCGGCCGACGAGUUCAUAAGGAUCCACGCGGCUUAUUGUACGCUCUCGGAUCCAGAGAAACGAGCCGUUUAUGACCGUCGGAUCCUGCGGCGGAGUCGGCCGUUGACCUCCUCCGGGAUCUCCGGAUUCGGCAGUUACGGCGGGAGAAACUGGGAAACCGAUCAGUGCUGGUAGCGGGUUGUUAUUUUUGAGUAAUCAGAUGUAAAUAGUGGGAUUAGUUUGCUAAUUAAUCAGCUUAGUGUCUCAUUAAUUGCUAAUUACAAGGCCGAUAGACGGAUUGCUAUUAUGCGCCGCUUUACGAGCAAUCUACGCCACAGAUCGUGCCGCGUAGGAUCCACUCGUUUUUCUUUUGGGGAAAAAUUACUACUGUGUAUUAUUGCAGUGUGAUAUCUAUAUGAUAGAUGGUUUAGACA